Molecule: messenger RNA, 1656 nt
Organism: Naumovozyma dairenensis CBS 421
Lineage: Eukaryota; Fungi; Ascomycota; Saccharomycetes; Saccharomycetales; Saccharomycetaceae
Gene: EUC1
Product: Euc1p
Exons: 1
Coding region: 1-1656 (551 amino acids)
Biological process (GO): positive regulation of ribosomal protein gene transcription by RNA polymerase II
Molecular function (GO): RNA polymerase II cis-regulatory region sequence-specific DNA binding; DNA-binding transcription factor activity, RNA polymerase II-specific
Source: RefSeq, a predicted model, not a curated record
AUGAGGGGCCACGGACGUAGAGAAUACGGCUAUUUUGGUUCAGAUCAAGAUGGAGACACAAGUGCUGAUGAUUCUGACUCUGAUUCACGAUACCGUCAAAACUCACAUUCAAAUCAACCCACUGCUGGCUCCACAUCAAUCGCCACUGCCACUCCUACUGCGACUGUCACUGACGCAUCAAAUUCUCAUUCUUCUAAUACCAGGUCAUCUUCAUCGAACAAUCCCUCUGAUGAUGAAAGCAGCACUUCACCAGCCACUACUACUACUGAUAGCACUGCUGCUGGUCGUCCUGAAACCUCGGACACUCAAGCAUUCCAAUCCUUCAUAGUGGACCAAUUGACAAAAAUUCAAGAACAAAACGCAAACUUACAAGCCAAGAUGUUCCUAAUGGAAAAGGAGCAAGAACAAUUCUAUCUACAUCAAGUAAAGAAACUAGAAACAGGUUUCAAAAAUGUAAAUAAAUGUGUAGAUGAUAUCUCGAUUUUGAAGAAAACAUUCCAAGAACUUGUAGGAAUUAUGAGUGGUGAAAGGCUUCGAUUCUUAGAUCAUUCAGAUGAGAACGUCGUCACCAACACUGAAAAUACAAACCAAGAACAAAUCAAUAAAGAGCGUGAAAGAGCGAGAAAUCAAGAACAUGAAAGAUUAUGGCGAGAUAUGGAUUUCUUAAGAGAUGUAAGAUCACAUGAUGAUGCAAUUAGUACAGGAAGAGUUGAUAGAAUAUCUGUUAAAAAUGAAUUUGAUCCUACCGUGGGUGCUCUUUUAAAUGGUACAGUUCCUAAUAGUCAAGUAGCAGCAGCAAUAAGAAAUAGUGAACCUGCGAGAAUACAACAGAGUAAUGAUGACGCUGUAGAUGAUACCACAAAUCAGAGCAUGGAAAAUCAUUCUGUAAGUGACGAAACAGCUUCAUCGGCGGCAUCUACUUUAUUACAACAGGCAAUGGAUUAUAAGAUGAAUAGAGCUGUUCAAAAUGUUAUUGAUUUGGCUCGGGAAUAUUAUGAAGGGUUCCCAGGGAAACCUUCCAUUUUGAAUCUUGAAAGAAGAUUUGGUACUUCAUGGAGGAAAGGUCGUAGUGAAAGAGUAUUAUUUACAAAGAGAUAUUGUAUAAUUAAGAAAAUUGAAAUGGUUAAAAAAUUCCCAGAAAGGUAUGGAUUACCUUCCAAUAUUAAAAGAAAUCAAGCUAUUAAAGUUAUUGAAAAUAUUAGAUUGGGGAAUAAUAAUUUUAAAGGUCGUCCUUGUAGAUUGUCAUUAGCUCAACUUUAUCAAUAUUUUUCACAAAAACAUGAUAAAAUUGAAGAUUACGCUUUGGAAUUGAAAAAUAAAGCAUUACCUAGAAGAAUAUAUUUAUUGAGAGAUAGAGAAGAUCAGGCGGAAAGAGAUGACACGACGAAUACCCUAACUACAAAUGAAUCCACAGGUGAAGUUCCUAUUUCUAUUAUGACAGGAAGUCCUGAUUCAAUGGCCACUAAUAUCAAUAUCAAUAAUAAUAUAGAUGAUAACAUAUCAGCGACAACAAAUAAUAAUGAGGCAAAUGAUGGAAAUAGUCGACGUGGAUCAACAACAUUUCUUCAUAUUCCUUCUCCACCCGAUGGCCGAUUUAUCGGGAACGAAAAUCCACCAUCUGUUGACUCAAACGUUGACCCAGAAAUUGCAGGAUAA